This is a messenger RNA of Pichia kudriavzevii, 1881 nucleotides long. RefSeq lists its product as uncharacterized. NCBI's taxonomy places the organism in Eukaryota, Fungi, Ascomycota, Pichiomycetes, Pichiales, Pichiaceae. The transcript has a single exon. The record is from RefSeq and is a predicted model, not a curated record. Gene Ontology annotation, molecular function: ubiquitin protein ligase activity; ribosome binding. Gene Ontology annotation, biological process: rescue of stalled cytosolic ribosome; protein ubiquitination. The coding region runs from base 1 to 1881 and encodes 626 amino acids.
AUGUCUACAGCAACUGUCUCUGAGAGAAGAAAAUACUUUUCAACCUUAAGUUCCACACUAAAUUCCAGUAGUGAUGGAAGUGAAUCAUCGAGUAGUCAAGAUCCAACACCAACAAUUAGCGCCCACGUUGAAGAAGGAGAAGAGGGAGAAACGUGUCUGAUUUGUGCAGAAAGUAUCCGGAUUGCCUCUUUGUCACCAUGUAACCAUACAGUUUGUCAUGUGUGUUCUUUCAGAAAUGUUGCCUUGUAUAGGAAGAGCCAGUGUUUAGUCUGUCGUUCAGAGAUUCACAACUUUAUAUUUACCGCAGACUUGAAAACUGAGAAGUUUGAGCAAGUUAAAUCCAGUCAGUUAAUUCCUAGAUUCAAAAACGAUCACGGGAUUCGUUAUACUAGUGAGUUUGCAAAAAAUGAAACACUAAAAUUGCUUGACUUUUCAUGUCCAAUUAAAUCAUGUUCUCUUCACGGUAAAAGAAUGAGCAAUUUCAAGGAAUUGAACAACCACGUGAAGGAUGUGCAUAAUAGACAGUAUUGUGAAUUGUGUGCUAAGUUCAAGAAGGCUUUUAUCAGUGAACUAAAACUAUACAACAAGAAACAACUCCAUCAACAUCAAAGUAAGGGAGAUAGCAUUGGAUUCAAGGGACAUCCAGAAUGUAAAUUUUGUUCCAACAAGAGAUUUUACUCAGAAGAUGAACUAUAUGUACAUAUGAGAGAUCACCACGAAAGAUGCCAUAUUUGCCAACAAAUUGAUCCAAAUAAUCCCCAGUAUUUCAGAAACUAUGAACAUUUAGCUCAGCAUUUUAAGAAUGCGCAUUUUACAUGUAAUGUGCAGUCAUGUCUAGACUCUAAAUUCGUUGUUUUCAGAGAUGAAUUUGAACUUCAGACACAUCUUGCGAAGGAGCAUUCUUCCUUAUAUGGGAAUAAUAUUCUAUUUUCUGGUAGUUUCAAUAGUCAGCUAUUUUCUGUUCCAAACGAAAAGAAGAAAAUUACGAAAAAGGAAAAUAACGCUGAUAGCAGUAAUGAUUAUGAGUUGAAGAAGAAAAGGCUAGAAGAGAGAGCCAGACACUAUUUGAACUAUAACGAGGAGAAAUUCCAAGAAUUUCUAAAUGUAAAUAUUGACUACAGCAAGGAGAAAAUAAGUGCACAAAAUGUAAUCAAUGCCUAUAGGGAAAUUUUUAACGAUAGUAAGGAUGUGGAUUAUGAUUUGUUGAUUUAUGAAUUAAGUGGGUUAUAUCCCAACAAAUCUAAACUAAGGAGAGAUUUGGAGAUCAUAAAUAAACCGCAGCUGGAGAAUAGAGAACUAGAAGAGAAAUUUCCGUCAUUGCCAGGCUCUAGCAGCGUUAUGGACAGAGGUAUUUGGGGCUCCGAACAACCGAAAUCCAAGUCUAAACUUAAAGCUGCCCCAAGCAUCAGCUCGAAACAACUGUUUCCAAGUUUACCAGGUGUUAACCAUGGUAAUAUUGUCUCAAGUACGAAGAAGGCACCAAAGACAAGAGGUAUACCUGUAACGCCGCCUGUGAACGGAUUUGGUGUUCCAGGGUACAACCCUAUUCAGACUGGCAAGAAAAAUAAAAGUGUGUGGAAUGCACCACCACUGCCGCCGGUUGCAUCUACAUUUACAUCAUCGAGCAAGUCUGCUCCUGUGCAUAGAAGUAAACCUAUAGAUGAACAACUAUUUCCUAGUCUGCCCUCACCGCCUAAGAAGAAGGUCAUUCCUAGGGUGAAUCCAGUUACCAACAAUGGGUCAAACAUUUGGGGUAGUAGCUCUCCUAUAGAUAAUGGAGGCAAUGUAGGAAGCUCAUUCAAUAUGAACGAACUGAGUGGCAGUUUGAAGGCGGUCAAAAAGGGUAAGAAGGGAAAAGUAGUCUAUAAGCUAGAUUUAUAA